AACCACGCUCAGAAAGGCUAUGUUUCGAGAGGUGGUGCGGCUCUGUGCAGCCCGAGGCCGGUUGGGCCGGAGGCUAAGCACGCUCAGAGGAGGCUCGACUCGGGGCUGGGCUGGAAAGGUGUCCGAAAUUAAGAAGAAGGUACAGUCAGUUCUUCCUGGAGGGACCUGGAAUCCACUGUAUGACACCAGCCACCUGCCCCCUGAGCAGUCGGACGUGGUGAUUGUGGGGGGUGGGGUGCUUGGCCUGUCUGCGGCUUACUGGCUGAAGAGGCUGGAGCAGCAACGGGGUGCCAUCCGGGUGCUGGUGGUGGAGCGGGACCCCACGUACUCCCAGGCCUCUACUGGGCUUUCCGUGGGCGGGAUCCGUCAGCAGUUCUCCUUGCCCGAGAACAUCCAGCUCUCCCUCUUCUCGGUCGACUUUCUACGGAACAUCAACGAUUACCUGGCUGUAGUCGACGACCCUCCUCUGGACCUCCAGUUCAACCCCUCAGGUUAUCUUUUGCUCGCUUCAGAAAAGGAUGCCUCGAUCAUGGAGAACAACGUGAAAGUGCAGAGGCAGGAAGGAGCCAAAGUGUGUCUGAUGUCUCCCGAGCAGCUGCGGAGCAAGUUUCCCUGGAUAAACACAGAGGGAGUAGCCUUGGCGUCUUACGGGUUGGAAGGCGAAGGUUGGUUUGACCCCUGGUGUCUGCUCCAGGGGCUCCGCCAAAAGGUCCGGUCCAUGGGGGUCCAUUUCUGCCACGGAGAGGUGACACGUUUUGCCCUUUCCUCUAACCACAUGGAGACCACAAGUGGGGAAAAGAUGACUUUGAGAAGGAUCCAUGAAGUCCAUGUGAAAAUGGACCACAGCGUGGAGUACCAGCCUGUGGAGUGCGCCAUAGUGAUCAACGCCGCGGGGGCCUGGUCUGGACGGAUAGCAGAGCUGGCUGGUAUUGGGAAGGGGUCGCCUGGCACCCUACAGGGCACCAAGCUGCCUGUGGAGCCGAGGAAAAGGUACGUGUACCUAUGGCACUGCCCCCAGGGACCGGGCCUGGAGGCGCCAUUCGUCGCAGACACCAGUGGAGCCUACUUCCGCCGGGAUGGGUUAGGCAGCAACUACUUGGGUGGCUGUAGCCCCACGGAGGAGGAGGAACCAGACCCAGGGAACCUGGAAGUGGACCACGAUUUCUUCCAGAACAAGGUGUGGCCCCCUUUGGCCCAGAGGAUCCCAGCUUUUGAGAGUCUGAAGGUCCAGAGCGCUUGGGCUGGCUACUACGACUACAAUACCUUCGACCAGAACGGUGUGGUGGGCCCCCACCCCCUGGUCGUCAACAUGUACUUUGCCACGGGGUUCAGUGGCCAUGGACUCCAGCAGGCGCCCGCCGUGGGGCGAGCAGUGGCCGAGAUGGUGCUAGAGGGCCAGUUCAAAACCAUCAACCUGAGCCCCUUCCUCUUCAGCCGCUUUUACUUGGGAGAGAAAGUCCAAGAGCACAAUAUCUUCUGAGCCUGUAAGCUCUUCACUGGCCUCCUUCCCCCCUGUGUCGCCCCGUCCCCUGGCUCAGGUCCUGGCGCAUGUUCACAUCGUCCUCCCCGGCAUGGUGCCGAGGUCUCCUCCACUUUCCUCCUCUCGUCCAGGCGAUUCUGUUGCCAUGUGGCUGGAAGGGUGGGCAGACUGCAGGCUCUGAGGUCCUGUGCCGGGGGCCCAGGCUGAGGCUACCCACCAAGGUAGUCCAGCAGGACAGAACGCCGUGGUGGUCCUGAGCACUGUGGCCCAGGACUGGCUCCUUCCUGGUACCAACCCAACAAUCUCUGCCCCUCAUCACAGAGCCCAGACAGGAAGUGUUCUGGUACAGCCUGGCCCAAAUUUAUUAUGAAUCAAUAAAUGUGAUUAACUCUGUCCUGCCACUUUUGUGUCCCUUCCUCUUCUCCCCAUGGCAGUUGCUUUUGAAGUGCCCAUCAGGCUGGGAGAAGCACAGCUGCUGCCGCCGCCGCCUCCUUCUCUUCCUCCCAGGAGCAUUCUUAAGUCCUCGUUGGCAAGCUGGUGCC
Pteronotus mesoamericanus is the source of this 2022-nucleotide messenger RNA. It is a transcript of the gene FOXRED1, whose product is annotated as FAD dependent oxidoreductase domain containing 1. Gene Ontology annotation, cellular component: cytoplasm. The coding region runs from base 20 to 1480 and encodes 486 amino acids. NCBI's taxonomy places the organism in Eukaryota, Metazoa, Chordata, Mammalia, Chiroptera, Mormoopidae. Gene Ontology annotation, biological process: mitochondrial respiratory chain complex I assembly. The record is from RefSeq and is a predicted model, not a curated record. The transcript is spliced from 11 exons. Gene Ontology annotation, molecular function: oxidoreductase activity.